Paramacrobiotus metropolitanus is the source of this 540-nucleotide messenger RNA. RefSeq lists its product as uncharacterized. Gene Ontology annotation, biological process: DNA repair; telomere maintenance. Gene Ontology annotation, molecular function: DNA helicase activity. The annotation marks the transcript as partial. NCBI's taxonomy places the organism in Eukaryota, Metazoa, Tardigrada, Eutardigrada, Parachela, Macrobiotidae. The transcript has 2 exons. The record is from RefSeq and is a predicted model, not a curated record.
AUGUAUAACGAAAGCUGCUUCGAAUCGACCACCGAAACAGAACUUAUAAAUGAUGAAAAGUAUUUCCCUAAACCAGAAACUGAGCCCGUACUGCCAACGGGUAAACAAAUGGACAUCGCUAACGAAGUCAUUACCAACAUCGCGAAAGGCAACCAGACUUUGCUAUCGAUUAUUGGCUGCGCUGGAACGGGCAAAAGCGUUAUUGUAAAACAUGUACACUGGGAAUUAGCCAAACGCAACACGCGCACGCAUGUGUGCGUCGUAGCACCUACGGGAACCGCUGCCAAUAUUAUCGGUGGAACUACUAUUCACUCGUACUUUGGGAUCGGAAUAGAUAACAAACACAAAACAGAAAGAGACACCAUUGAAUACUGGAGAGCACAUUUGGUUGACGUCAUAAUUAUUGAUGAGAUGAGCAUGGUCACUCAGGAAAACACCUACAAGAUAUUUGGCAAAGUAAUUGGAUACAGAGAACAAUUCCCUCUACAAUUAGCGUAUGCUCUGACUAUUCACAAAAUCCAAGGCCAAACAUUAGAGAAA